This is a messenger RNA of Scleropages formosus (Asian bonytongue), 4311 nucleotides long. RefSeq names its product axin-2-like. NCBI's taxonomy places the organism in Eukaryota, Metazoa, Chordata, Actinopteri, Osteoglossiformes, Osteoglossidae. Gene Ontology annotation, biological process: negative regulation of canonical Wnt signaling pathway; positive regulation of protein kinase activity; cell development. The coding region runs from base 422 to 2833 and encodes 803 amino acids. The record is from RefSeq and is a predicted model, not a curated record. Gene Ontology annotation, molecular function: protein kinase binding; molecular adaptor activity; I-SMAD binding. Gene Ontology annotation, cellular component: beta-catenin destruction complex; plasma membrane; nucleus. The transcript has 11 exons.
GCCUGGAGGAGAUCUGCCUCCCUGCCCAGCUGCCUUCGAAACAACUCUCACACACACACACACACACACAGAGAGAGAGAGAGCGAGAAAGAGAGAGAGAGGGGAGGGAAAACACUGAUCUUUCUGGGGCAAAACCGUCCUUUUCAUUCCGCUUACGGCAAAGAAUACAGACCUGAGCGGAUCUCUGGAAAACGGCCGCUGACUGGAAGUUCUGGAUUACUUUAUUAUUAUUACUGUUACUAUUAUUAUUCUGUGGAAGGAACUGAGGGUUUGUUUUUUUUUAAGGAAAACACGAAAACGUCACGGAUCGAUGGGAGAAGGCGCACCGAUGGACGCCCCCCGCUGAGCUGACAGGCGAAGUCGUCGCAGCGGAGCCCCCGGUGGUGGUGGCCGUCGAGCAGCCCGAGUCGACGUCUCCGCCAUGAAGCGCGCGCUUUCGGACCAUUUCGUGAGCAGCUUCAGAGAAGAUGCCCCUCGGCCGCCGGUCCCGGGGGAGGAGGGGGACACGCCGCGCAGCAGCCCCGGCAAGCCGGCGGAGGCCACGACGAGAGCGCGGAGUGCGCCCCACAAGGCGGCGGCGGCGGCGGCGGCGACGACGGUGGCGGCGACGCCGGGCGCCCCGGGUUCCGCGGCGCGCAGGAACGAGGACGGACUCGGGGAGCCCGAAGGCAGCGCCUCCCCGGACUCCCCGCUCGCCCGCUGGACCAAGUCGCUCCUGUCCCUGCUGGGCGACCAGGACGGCGCGCACCUCUUCCGCACCUUCCUGGAGCGCGAGAAGUGCGUGGACACCGUGGACUUCUGGUUCGCCUGCAACGGCUUCAGGCAGAUGAGCCUGAAGGAGGCGAAGACGGCGCGGGUCGCCAAAGCCAUUUACAAGCGCUACGUGGAGGGCAGCGGCGUGGUGGCGCAGCGGCUCAAGCCCGCCACCAAAGCCUACAUUCGGGACAGCAUCAAACGGCAGCACCUCGACUCGUCCAUGUUCGACCAGGCGCAGACCGAGGUGCAGGCGGCCAUGGAGGAGAGCGCGUACCACACCUUCCUCGCCUCGGACAUAUACGUGGAGUACGCGCGCGCGGGCUGCGAGAGCCCCGUGCACGCGGCAGCUCCCGCCGACUUCGCGGGGCUCCGGCUUGUGUGCGGAUACCUGCCCACGCUCAUGGAGGAGGAGGAGUGGAGCGGCGGCGGCGGCGGCGGCGACUUCAAAGCCAAGGCGCUCGCGCCCUCAGUUCCCGCGCUGUCCGCGAGAGCGCCGAGAGCCGCGGACGCGCAGGACGGCGCGCGCAGGUUGUACAGACACAGCGGUGACCAGAUGAAGUCAUGUCACAUCAACACAGGCCACGUCUUUGCCCCGGCAUCCAGCGCUAACGACAGCGAGGUCUCCAGCGAUGCCUUGACGGACGACUCUAUGUCUGUGACAGAUGGCAGCGUCGAUGGCAUCCCAUCUUACAAGCUGGGUGCCAGGAAGCUACUGCAGAGGGAGAUGCAUCGAAACAUGAAGAUAAACGGCCAAGUGUCUCUACCUCAUUUUCCUAGGACUCAUCGACCACCCAGGGAUGUGGCACCCGUGGAGCCAGCAGUCUUUGCCGCAGAGCUCAUUGCGCGGCUGGAGAGCCUGCAGAGGGAGCAAGAGGCUCGCAGCUCGCUUGAGGAGCGCCUACAACAGAUCCAGGAGGAGGAAGAGAGGGAUGAGAGCGAGGUUUCUGGAAGUAGCUCUCACUCCAUACUGCCCCCCAGUGCCUGUGAAGAGGACCCACAAGCCAUCCUGGAUGAGCACCUCUCCCGGGUGCUGAAGACCCCUGGUUGCCAGUCCCCGGGCGCAGUACGUCAUCACUCACCAGACCCGUGGGGCUCCCGUGGCCAAGGCUUCGCCAUGGGCAAGUCUCCACGGCAUGCCCACCAUCAUCCACACCGUCACGCCCAGCAACAGGAUGUGCUGAGGGCCAGGGACCAGGCAGCAGAGGGGGCUGAGACAGCCCGGCACAUGCUGGGUCUCUGUUCUUGUCCCAGAGGCAGUGGCCUUGGCAGUCCUGCAGAAGGCCAACGAGGGCGUUACAGCACCCUACCCAAAAGACCACACAAGACUGAUGAAGGGUUGACCCAGGCAAACAUUGAAGGGGAAGGAUGCGCAGGCGGUGCACCGCUGCAGCCUCCCACCGAGGGUGCGGACCGCUCCCAGAGUGUGCUGCAAUGGAUUCUUGAAAGCGAGAAGCAGGCAAGGCAUCGGUCACAAAGUACUCAGGGAACUAGGAAGCCACAUGCAGGGGAAUCAUUGCACCUCCGCACCCACAGCUGGGGAGGGGGUGGUGGGCACCCACGCACAGUCCAGCCAUCACAGCCCUUUGUCCAGGACCCUGCCAUGCCCCCUUUGCCCCCACCAAACACGCUGGCCCAGUUGGAAGAGGCUUGCCGGCGCCUCGAAGAGGUGUCUAAAUUGCCUAAAACAAGGUAUUCCACACCAGGUUUCCCGCGAGAGCGGAGUCAGCCUGCAUCUAUCCAGAAUGGCACUUCUCUGUCCAGUUCUCAGCCUGCAGCUGAAGAGUCCAGAGAGCCAAGGAAGACCGCAGCUCCCCAGGGCUACCCGAGCUCAGAGCUCAUUGUCACCUACUUUUUCUGUGGGGAGGAGAUCCCUUACCGGAGGAUGAUGAAGACUCAUAGCUUGACUUUGGGGCAUUUCAAAGAGCAGCUCCGCAAAAAGGGCAGCUACAGGUACUACUUCAAGAAGGCCAGCGACGAGUUCGAGUGCGGGGCGGUCUUCGAGGAGGUGUGGGACGACAGCGCUGUGCUGCCCAUGUACGAGGGCAAGAUCUUGGGCAAAGUGGAGAGGAUGGACUGAAACCCUCGCCCCGAAUACUAGGAGCAACGGCCGCCUCCCGAGAGACUUGCUGUCUGAGGAGUGCAGCUCGGUCUUUCUGUGUGUUAAGCUACAGAGACUUUAAAUAUCCAGGAAACGAUAUGCACAAGACGGCAUGGAAGGACGAAGCGUUCCAAGUGUGAAGAUCAUUUUCAGAACCUUUAUAAAACCAAGUAGCCUUAGAAAGGCAAGAAGGAUGGAGAAUGAGGAGCAGCUGGACUGAACGAUGGGAUCACCACUAGGAUUAAGACCACUUUUCAAAGACACAGGCAACUGUUGUCAUGGAAAUGUCUGCCGUGCACAUGCAAAUGGAUGCCUGGUGACCCGCAGAGAACUGACACCAAGCCCAGCUUUUGACUUGUUCUGCUGGCCUUUCUCCAUGUGCUCACACACAAGAGGUGUGUGUCACCGGUGUAUAUAUUCCUGUACAGCGAAGAUACUGAUGCAACUGAAGUUUUUAGUGAAUAUUUAUUAAACUGCUGUCUCUUACCCAAUGUCCACAAGAUGGACAAGCUGCUUUGAUAUUUGGGAGAGGAUGCUCGACAUCCUUCCGCUGUUUUUAAAAAUGCAAGGACAGAGACUCAGGCCCCUUUGACAUGUCAGGCUGUGCCAGGGGUCUCUGUGGAGGUGAACCGCAGACCGGUGUUCCUCUGCGCUCCAAACCACCCCAGCAUAACCAGUGACCAGUGCUGCUUGCUCUGCACGUGCGUUCUGUAUCUGUUUCCAUGGGUGUAUCUGCCAGUUGCUGCACUGUGGUUCUUGUUGUGACAAGUGCCUUUUUUGCGCAGGGCGCAGAUUUCGGCGCUGCGUGGUGGGAGUUCGAACGGGGCAGGCGAACCGCGACCGCCAACAUGGUGCAACAGACGAGAAGAAUGUGUUUACACGAAUUGGCAACGGCGAGCACGCCAAAACAAUCUAUAGCAACGCAAAGUCCUCCCUAAAGAGGUGAAUGUAGACGACUGGGGUGGGCGUCCAGUUCCCCUGCGGCCUCGGGCCGGGCUGGGAUCGCGAGGCUGUUAACACCUGGAACACCAGGUGAGGCUGCUUGUUAACCGAAUCCUGGCAGACUCCGCAGGCUUCUUGCCCUUUGCUCCGUGGUCUUAAAACCACACGCCAGUGGAAGUGUUGCCAGCCCCAUCCCGUUCGCGUUCACGCCUCAUUUGGUGCGUUUCUCACAAUGUUGCCUGGAAAAACGACAACUGCUCCUGUACACGCUGUGGUUUUUGCUCUGGAGAUGCGCAGCAAAGAGUUCACUGCUGGUGUAGGACGGAGCUCAGAGGGCAGAGCUCACGCCUACGUGGACCGCCAUGUGUUGCCCUGAUUCAGGGUGCGAUAUUCCCUUGCUUUUCAGAGGGCUCGUAUGUUUCAAAGAGAUUUUUGAAUUCGAAAUCUUGUGAUCAUCAUGUUCAUGUUGAUGACUUUUGUUAAUGGUUUUAUGAUUUCUAUUUUUUAUUUUUUGG